CACAACAACCACUCUUUGAUCAAUAAACCCAGGUGUAUUGCAUCGAAUCGACAUCGAUCAUCUAACACACUUAUCCCCAUUCAUCAUGCCACUGCUGACCAUACUGAAGAUCUGUCAUUUCCAGUGUCAGGGGUUCGUCGUCGCGUCGCGUCCUGUCAUCCAUGCGUCACAUUAAGUACCAUGAACACCAGAAGUCAAGACUGUCAGCACCACAACUGCGACCCGGUCAACGUGUUGAGCAUCACAUACAUCACAGAGACCUAUUUCAAGCGAAGUGGGAAAGAUGGCUUCAGUGAAGUACGUACGCCGGCGGAAUAUCACGACGGCCCCUCCGCGUCGAGUCAGCACCAGAAUGGCCUCGAGGCAAACAACAGCCACGAAGACCCUAAACAACCCGGAAGGACCAGCUCAAUCCAAACCCAGGAUCGGGAACAAGACAGCACCCAAAGCCGACACUAAAAUCAGGAACUUGGCAAUCGCAGGGGUACCAAGGUCGCAAGACUAUCUUGAUUCGGAUGAACUAACCGGAUGGAAAUACUACUCGUCGACAAAAUCAGUCGACAUACUUACCCGCCGCCCUGCUGAUGGCUCCAAACGACUCGUCUCGGAGAGGCUCAUCCAGCAAAGGGAGGUUAUUGCCACGGCCGUUAGAGGCCGAUAUGUAGCCUUCCGGGCACACGAGUCAUCCGGCCGGCGGCCGGACAGCUAAUGUUCCGACACAUACUUACGAAAAAAACGCGUCCGAAGCUGUGGUUGUCGCUUCACGAAGUUUGGGGCCCAGCGCUUCCCAACCGGAGACGCAUCGCGGUCGGCAAGCAGUCGAUUGGCCAUUUCUUCAACACCACUGAUCCGGGGAGGAAAUGAUCGGGACUCCAGGUCGAGAAUGUAUUCAACUAGCUUCUCCUCUUCAAGCAGCGUUAAAUUCCGUGAUUUUGGUAUGAUGUCGCGUCGCGAAGGUUUUCCAUCAAGUCGGUCGCGUAAUGUCGUAAAGGGUUUUGAAUAGAUCCGUGCUGCAGCUCGAAUACUAAGAUUUGGGCUGUUUUUGAUCGCUUGGACCGCUAGGAUCAAUUGCGCUUCUUUGUUUGAUGACGACAUUCUUUAUGGUCGAUGGACGUGUGUUGAAAGUGGGAAGAUGGUAUGAUCGCAGUUGGGUGAUCGACUCGCUUGUCUGAUCGACUCGCUUAUCAACCACGUUAGUCAAUUGAAAUGCCUGGUUAUCAAACCCCUUUUGCACUUUUCUAGAUAGGUGACGAAUAGUAUGGGUCAGCGCUCGAAUCAAUUCAAGCAGAUCAAAUCCGGUCCCCUCGCUUGACUGUUUGACGGCCUUAACGCGCUUGGUUUGGCUGUUUGGCUUCUGAUUGCUUGAUUUGAUCUAAUUACCUAAUCGGGAAAUCAGUGAAGUUAUCGCGAUGUUUCCUAAUGGCCUAUACUUACAUAUACUGAAGUUGAGUGAAUGUAGUUGGCCCUCCAUUACCUUCUGGCGUAAAACUGCCCCCCUAUUGUAAUUGAGCCCCCACGCAGCCAGUUCUGAAGGCACUGUGCCUCCUCUAACGUUUGUGACUUCAUCGACAGCCUCUGUGACGUCAACGUAAGCUUAGCGAGGCUAAAUGCCCUCUCACAGUCUGUUGCCAUCGCAGGGAUAGCGAAUAUAUCGAGGGCAAGUCGACUAAGAGUUGGAAAGGUCUUGCGAUGUGAAAUCCACCAUUGGACUGGGUUAUCGACUGGCUGGGCGAUAGUCUGACGAUAAUAUUGAUCCAACUCAGAGGCCUCGUUAGCAGCAACCUGAUGGGCUCGAUUAUUGAGCCAUUGAGUCUACCCAGAGUCUUCGACACUUGGCGUGGUCGAGAUUGACGUAAACGUGCCUUGGGAACUCGUCGCCGCAGGCGAAGGCAUAGUCCUGUUGACGUACCAUCGCUGCCAGUACUCGUAAAGACCUUCUUUUGCUUCAAGGAUCCAAGUUCGUGACUGUAGCGUAUUCCAUCGCUUCUCC
This is a messenger RNA of Colletotrichum destructivum, 1990 nucleotides long. RefSeq lists its product as uncharacterized. Lineage: Eukaryota; Fungi; Ascomycota; Sordariomycetes; Glomerellales; Glomerellaceae. Bases 284 to 709 code for a protein of 141 amino acids. The transcript is spliced from 2 exons. The record is from RefSeq and is a predicted model, not a curated record.